Messenger RNA from Alexandromys fortis (reed vole), 1787 nucleotides. It is a transcript of the gene Noxo1, whose product is annotated as NADPH oxidase organizer 1. Bases 564 to 1607 code for a protein of 347 amino acids. The record is from RefSeq and is a predicted model, not a curated record. NCBI's taxonomy places the organism in Eukaryota, Metazoa, Chordata, Mammalia, Rodentia, Cricetidae. The transcript has 8 exons. Gene Ontology annotation, molecular function: phosphatidylinositol binding; protein binding; superoxide-generating NADPH oxidase activator activity. Gene Ontology annotation, biological process: superoxide anion generation. Gene Ontology annotation, cellular component: cytoplasm.
GUCUGAGCCUCAGCUCUCAGGACACUGAGGCAGGAAUAUCACAAGUUUAAAGCCAGCCUUUGCGAAUUAGCAAAACCCUAUCUCAACCCCCCCAAAACAAACAAAAACCAAACCUAAAAGGACCCGGGGUGAAAUAGUUGGCUCGGAGGACAGCAGCAUAUGGCCCCACAGGCAAAUUUAAAAACCGUGCUGUUAGGCACACCUUGGGAGGAGGUAACAGCAGGGCGGGGAAGAGGCCGAGGGGGCAGGUGAGGCGGAGGCAGCACUUGGUCAAGGAACUGCCUACCUCCUUUCCUCUGCUGGCUAGGGGAGGAGAGGCCCCCGGUGGCAGUUCCAGUACAAAGGACUUCAUUUAUCCUCCCACCUGCCCCGGCUUGCCCCUCCCCCAGCACUAGUCCUCCGGUGAUGAAUCCUUAGAUUUUGUGCUUGAAGAACAACCAGGAAACAGAAGUUUCCAGGUGUGAACGCUCUGCAGGGACUGGGGUUUAGGGCAGUGCGGAGGAAAUUCCAUUUCACUUCUUCCGGCUGCUCUGAGCCCCUUAGAGCACCCAGCAGAAGGCACAAUGGCAGGUCCACGACACCCUGUAUCAGCGCAUGCGGUAGCCCUGGUGCAGAUGGAGCGACUCCAGACAUUUGCCUUCUCCGUGCGCUGGUCAGACGACAGUGACUCCUCUGUUCGCAGGAGCUGGGAUGAGUUCAGGCAGCUCCAGGGCCUUAAGAAAAUCUUCCCGGUGGAGGCGGGCCUGCUCCGGAGAUCUGACCGCGUUCUUCCCAAGCUUCCUGACGCUCCACUGCUGACGCGCCGGGGGCAUACUGGCCGAGGCCUGGCGCGGUUGCGGCUGCUGAAGACCUACGUACAGGCUCUGCUGGCAACCUCCGAACACGUAUUGAGGAGCUCGGCGCUCAGUGACUUCUUUGCACCCAGACCUCUGGAUCUGGAGCCUACGCUGCCUCCCGGCAGCCUGGUGAUCCUGCCCACACCAGAGGAGCCGUCAUCUCAACCCGCAAGCAGCCUUACCAUUCAUAGCCUGGAGGCUCAGAGCAUGCGCUGUUUACAGCCAUUCUACACCCAUGACACAAGAGACAGGCCUUUUCACACACAGGCUCAAGAAAUUCUGGAUGUAUUACUUCGACAUCCAUCAGGCUGGUGGCUGGUGGAGAAUAAGGAUCAGCAGAAGGCCUGGUUUCCAGCUCCCUACCUGGAGGAAGGAGCCCUAGGCCAGAACCAGGAAUUAGGCCUGGCUUUGCAAUGCAGAGGGAUGCAGUUCUGUGCUACUCAGGCCUAUGAGGGCAGUCGUACUGAUGAGCUAUCAGUGCCUGCAGGGGCACGCGUGCAUGUGCUGGAACCCUCAGACCGCGGCUGGUGGCUGUGCAGGUACAAUGGCCAGGAAGGUCUGUUUCCUGCAGUACUGCUGCAGCCUGAAGGGCUGGGUUCCCUGCUGGGCAGGACAAGGCUCCCAGGCGGUAGGGAAGACAAGGUGGCUGCAGACAGGCCUGUUCCCCCUGUAGUACCAACUCGCCCCUGUGUGAGUGCCAUUCAAAGCCGAUGCUGCACUAUCACCCGCAGGGCACUGGGACAGGACCAAAGGACCCUGGGUCCCCUUUGAGGAUUUGUGUAGCCCUGUAGAGAGGUUGUAUUGUCAACCCCAACCACAAGCAAAGCAGGGAUCCAGACCUGCCAAGAGAGCAGGAUAAGGUGGGGCUGGAUGGGUGACAGGGACAAGGGGCCACAACUUCCCAUUUUCUCUAAAUAAAAGUGGAAUGAUUUCACCUAAUCUCAUUGUGCC